Xenopus tropicalis (tropical clawed frog) is the source of this 3398-nucleotide messenger RNA. It is a transcript of the gene agps, whose product is annotated as alkylglycerone phosphate synthase. Gene Ontology annotation, molecular function: flavin adenine dinucleotide binding; alkylglycerone-phosphate synthase activity; catalytic activity. The record is from RefSeq and is marked provisional. NCBI's taxonomy places the organism in Eukaryota, Metazoa, Chordata, Amphibia, Anura, Pipidae. Gene Ontology annotation, cellular component: peroxisomal membrane; peroxisome. Gene Ontology annotation, biological process: ether lipid biosynthetic process; lipid biosynthetic process.
CCCUCCGCCGCGCAACACGGAAGCAUGGAGGCAGCCCAGGGCUCCCCGGUGUCCGCUCUGUCCCAGCAGCGCAGGCUGAGAGUCAUUUCGGGACACCUGCAAGCGGGAGCUGCGCCUGGAAUUUCCCUGAAUGAAUGCAAGGCCCCGGCAGCUCCCUCCUCCGCUGCUCCCUCCAUUCCCAAGAAGAGGCAAGAAGCCCUGAAGUGGAAUGGUUGGGGAUACAAUGAUUCCAAAUUCACUUUCAAUAAAAAGGGCCAAGCCGAGUUUACUGGCAAAAGAUACAAACUUAGUGGUAUGGUGCUACCAGCUUUAAGAGAAUGGAUGGAGAAAACAUUCGGUGCCAGUCUGGAUCAAAAAACUACCUCCCGAGCAUCUUUAAAUGUAAGCGAUGCCCCACCAGCACUUGUAAAUGAAGGAUUCCUCCAGGACGUUAAAGCCAUAGGCAUUUCAUAUUCCCAGGAUGCUGAAGAUCGAAUUUUCCGAGCACAUGGUCAUUGCCUACAUGAAAUAUUUACUCUCAGGGAAGGAAUGUUUAAGAGGAUUCCCGACAUUGUUGUGUGGCCAACCUGUCACGAAGAUGUUGUGAAAAUAGUGGAUCUAUCCUGUAAACAUGAUGUUUGUCUCAUUCCAUUUGGAGGUGGGACAAGUGUAUCUAAUGCCCUGGAAUGCCCUGAAGAUGAGAGGAGAGUUAUCGUUUCAUUGGAUACCUCACAAAUGAGCAGAAUACUGUGGAUUGAUGAAAAUAAUUUAACAGCUCAUAUAGAAGCAGGAAUAACUGGUCAGGAUCUGGAGAGACAGCUUGGGGAGAGUGGUUACUGCACAGGUCAUGAACCAGACUCCAUGGAAUUCAGCACAUUAGGAGGCUGGGUGGCCACAAGAGCGUCUGGCAUGAAAAAGAACAUUUAUGGAAACAUCGAGGAUCUGGUGGUUCACAUAAAAAUGGUAACACCUAAAGGUAUCAUUGAAAAAAGCUGCCAGGGCCCAAGGAUGUCCACAGGGCCGGAUAUUCAUCACUUCAUAAUGGGAUCCGAAGGGACUCUUGGAGUGGUCACAGAAGUUACAAUCAAGAUCCGGCCAGUUCCCGAGUAUCAGAAGUACGGCUCCGUGGUGUUUCCGAAUUUUGAGAGGGGGGUGGCCUGCUUACGAGAAGUUGCGAGACAGAGAUGCGCUCCUGCCUCAAUUCGCCUUAUGGACAAUGCACAAUUUCAGUUUGGGCAUGCUCUUAAACCUCAGGUGGCCUCAAUUUUUACUUCAUUUUUGGAUGGGUUAAAAAAAUUCUACAUCACAAAGUUUAAAGGCUUUGAUCCAAAUCAGUUAUGUGUUGCAACCCUGUUGUUCGAGGGUGACCGGGAAAAAGUCUUACAGCACGAGAAGCAAGUGUACGAUAUUGCUGCUAAAUUUGGCGGCCUGGCAGCAGGCGAAGAUAAUGGACAAAGAGGCUACAUGCUGACAUUUGUCAUUGCUUACCUUCGGGACCUUGGCAUGGACUACUAUGUAAUAGGGGAAUCCUUUGAGACUUCAGUUCCAUGGGACAGGGUUUUGGAUCUGUGCCGCAACGUUAAAGAGAGAAUUGUUCGAGAGUGCAAAGAAAGAGGCGUUCAGUUCCCUCCCCUUUCUACAUGCAGGGUCACACAGACUUACGAUGCUGGAGCUUGCGUCUAUUUCUAUUUUGCCUUCAACUACAGGGGUUUAAGUGAUCCAGUUCAUGUCUAUGAAGAAAUUGAGUUUGCUGCUAGAGAAGAAAUCCUUGCUAAUGGUGGAAGCCUUUCACAUCAUCAUGGAGUGGGCAAGUUACGGAAACAGUGGCUAAAGAACAGCAUUUCAGAUGUCGGCUUGGGAAUGCUUCGCUCUGUCAAGAAUUUUGUGGAUCCAAACAACACUUUUGGCAACAGAAACCUUUUAUAAACGCCGCAGUCCUAAUAGUUCUGGAUGUAUGUUAUAAUGUUGUUACAUUUCGUCCCUAGAAGGAGCCAACAUUUCAGAGUGUCUCCAGCAGCGAAAAAAAGCCUAUACUGUAAAGUUGUCCUGGAAAACCAGUGAAGUUUAAAAGCUGAAUGCUGGAUGAGAUGUACUGAAGAAAACAGGCAAAACAAUUCUAAGGUUUAUGAAAUACUAUGUCUAAAAUUACUUUUCCUACAUUUCUCUCUCCCUAAAGAUAAAUAUAUAUGUAACCUUGCCCUUUGCGGUCCAUUCUGAAGAAUCCCCUUUAUCCAAGCCUGCUCCAGUUCUAAUAGCAAGCUCGCUAUCUCCCAGCAGAUGGGAAUUACAGCUCCUAGCAUCCUCCAAGGGGUAGUGCUGGGAGCUGUAGUUUUCCACCACUGGGAGGGUUGUCAGUUUGACAUCUGUGCCUUGGAGCGUUGCUGUUCAUAACAAACAGCAGGGAGGCUGAAGACAGACUUUGAUUUAUAAGAGUUUUUAACGCAAACCCUGUUGGUACGCCUCUUUAACUUUCUGACGCUUGUGUUUCUAACCCGGCAACCACAGGGUUGUGUUUUUUAGGUCUUUCAUAGGGAACAUUCUUCACAACGUUUAAGGAGAAGUAAAAUCAAACCCAGUCAAGCCAUGUUUGUCAUCGUAUCCAUGCUGGUUGUUUCGCAUAUUAUUUUUUUUUUUAUAAAGGUAACAGUGGAAUUGUGUCCACCCCUCUUUAAAAGCAGGCUGGGAAGAAGAGAAUGUAUGUGACUGGAAAGCCCUGGGAUAGGGUAUUUAGGAGGCACCCAAACUGAGUAACCAUUUACCCCCACCCCUCCUCCCAAUUUCUUACGGCUGGCACAAGGGCAGCCUUCUGUACUACCUACUCAGCUAUACAAGCUUUUUAUAACAAUCUGUGGAUAGGACACACAAAGCGGCUGGUUCUCAUUUCCUCGCUGGAAGAAGCCAGCUGCUCUGUGCAAAACCCAUCCCCUACCGAGAGAAGAAAAGUCUGACGUUCAGAUCUGUCUGCACAAGCAGCUGUUCGCUUGCCCGCUUCUCUCCUGGGAAGAAAGACCACAUUAACACGAUUACUGCUUAAGCCAGAGCUGCCUGUACAUUGGAUGGUGCAUUCCGGUUACAUGGAAUAUUUAAGCAUCACUUCUUUUUAAAAUGGCGAAAAAAAGCAACUUACACCUCCUCACUCAUAUCACUGAUGAACUAAUAUGUGGCUUUUGAAUUUAUUUCAAAGCAUGUUCGACUAAUUCGUCUCUUUCAUGGGGUGGUCAUGUUUGUAUCUGUAGUUAAGAGAUAAUGGGGUUUUUUUAACCCUCUCGCCACCCAACGUGACUUGCAGUUGUAACUCGGCAGCGGAUUGGUUAAAAUCCUAAUCUAGCCAUAAUACAUUUUUGUACAGAGAAGCUAACCUCUUCAUAUUGUAAUGUUCAGUACAGAAUUUAUGACAUAAAAUGUAUGCUUUCACCCAA